Molecule: messenger RNA, 1122 nt
Organism: Culex quinquefasciatus (southern house mosquito)
Lineage: Eukaryota; Metazoa; Arthropoda; Insecta; Diptera; Culicidae
Product: 17-beta-hydroxysteroid dehydrogenase 13
Exons: 5
Coding region: 141-1058 (305 amino acids)
Cellular component (GO): lipid droplet
Molecular function (GO): oxidoreductase activity, acting on the CH-OH group of donors, NAD or NADP as acceptor
Source: RefSeq, a predicted model, not a curated record
AACGGGAUGGCCCGACGAGGGUGUUCAAGACUACAUAUUUGAUCGAUUCGGCAGUCUAGCGCUGGAGUCUAGAAGUUUCGCACAUCUCGCCGGAUAUUGUUGAAAUUCUUCGGUUAAAAGUUUCUUUUAAAAACCAUGCAAUGGAUGUCAUCCAGGAAGUGUUGUUAAUAGUGUUAGAUUUAAUUAAAGUGGUUUUGUUGGCAUUACCUCUGAUUUUUGGUGCAAUAUUUCGGACAUUCUUUCCGCAAAAACUAAAGGACGUCCACGGUCAAACAGUGCUUAUCACCGGCGGAGGCAACGGGUUAGGAAGGGCACUGGCCCUGGAGUUUGCCACCCGGGGAUGUACGGUGAUCGUGGUGGAUAUCGAUCUGGCGGCCGCCGAACAAACUUGCACCGAGUUGAGACGCAAACAAGUGGCUGCCUACGCGUAUCGAGUGGAUGUUUCGUCAUACGAGCAAGUCGAAGCAAUGGCUGUCGACGUGCAAAAAACGGUUGGGCCCGUCGACAUUUUGGUAAACAACGCGGGACUGGUUCACUUCAACUUCCUGGAAGAUACCAGCACAGAAAUUGCGAAUCGAGUGAUUGAUAUCAACGUCAAGUCACACAUAUGGACGACCAAGGUGUUCCUGGAGAAGAUGAUGGACCGCAAGCGGGGCCACAUUGUGGCCAUUUCUUCCAUGUCCGGAAUGUACGCGUUCCCGUGGGCCGUCGUCUACUCGACCUCCAAGUACGCCGUCAACGGGUUCAUGGCCGCUGUGACCGAGCAGCUCCGGCUGCAGGGCUUCAGCGACAAAAUCCAGACGACCUGCGUGUGCCCGUACUACAUUGCUACGCGAAAGGACAUUGUCGAGUUCCUCAAAAAGCCGCGGUUCAAGCUUUUAACCACCGAACACACGGCCCGUGUAAUUGCCAAGGGAAUUUUGCGAAACGAGGUGACCAUUGCAAUUCCGCCGUUCUUCGAUCUCGGUGUUAAGAUUAUGCAGCUGUUUCCAGUUAAAGUCCAGCAACUCGUACGAGAUUAUAUUAUAAGAGAAUAUGAGUUAAAUUCGACGCAGUGAGAUAAUGGAUUAUCUGUCUUUUUACAGAUUGAAUAAAAGGAUGAUAGAUAAUCAUUUAAAAGUU